Molecule: messenger RNA, 1189 nt
Organism: Capsella rubella
Lineage: Eukaryota; Viridiplantae; Streptophyta; Magnoliopsida; Brassicales; Brassicaceae
Exons: 7
Coding region: 31-1077 (348 amino acids)
Source: RefSeq, a predicted model, not a curated record
UCAAUGCAGAAAUACAAGUAAACUUAAUAAAUGGGUUUAAAACUAGUGUUCAUUCUAUUUUCUUAUUUGUUUCUUACGCAAAUUGUCGAAGGAAACAGUGAUUCAAUUUUACAGGAAUUUGAUUGUGUUGAUAUAUACAAACAACCCGCUUUCCAACAUCCGUUGUUAAAAAACCACAAGAUUCAGGAAAAUUUCAUUUUCCACGAAAACCAUAAUACAAACAAUAAAUAUAAAGAAAAUGAUCUAAGUUGUCCAAAAGGAACGGUGCCAAUUUUUAAGCAAAAAAAUGGAACUGGAAACUUUCAUCAGAACACAGUCGAGUAUUCUGGCCAACAUUUUGCAACAAUCGAGACCAUUUUGGAUGGGAGCAUUUAUCGAGGAGCAGAAGCUAUGAUAAGUGUUCAUAAUGUAACUGUGCAAAAUAACCAAUACAGUAAAAGUCAAAUUUGGUUAGAAAAUGGACCUCGAAGCGAACUCAAUAGCAUACAAUUUGGAUGGGCGGUUCAUCCAAGAUUAUAUGGUGAUACUUUGACGCGAUUUACAAUAUAUUGGACUGCGGAUGGAUAUAAAAAAACCGGGUGUUAUAAUACAAAUUGUCCUGGUUUUGUUGUUACUUGUCGAGAUCCCACCAUUGGAAGCUAUAUUAGUAGAUCCACUAUUUAUGGUGAUAAAACAACAGUUAUUAUCCAACCACAAGUUUUUCAGGAUGGUUUCACCGGAAACUGGGCACUAAAAAAUUUUGAUGAAGUAAUUGGUUAUUGGCCCAAAGAAUUAUUCCCACACUUAAAACAAGGAGCUUCUUUGGUACGAUACGGAGGAAAUACUUUCACAUCUCCGAAUGGAAUUAGUCCUCCAAUGGGAAAUGGACAUUUUCCGGUAGUUGACUUUCACAGAAGUUCAUAUUUUCUUCAUGUUAAAGUCAGGAAUUCAAAUUAUCAACUGGUUGAUAUUAAAGACAAGAUGGCAAGACGUUAUGCAGAUUCUUACCAGUGCUAUAGAGUAUCAUAUUGGGGUUAUUUCAAGUCAAAUGGAGUAUCUUUCUCUUUUGGUGGACCAGGUGGAAGCUGUGGUAUUUGAUGAUAGAUAAAUAAUUUAUAAUAAGAAGGAGAAAUGUUUUCUUAUAUUCAAUCGUAUUGUCAUAUCUCUUGCAGCAACAACCACGAUUUACAUAAUCUAUUGCUCUUACCAA